AUGAAUUCUUACUCUGUCGAUUGCAAUUUUGUUGCUGACCUCAAGAAUAGUCAGACCGUUACUCUCUCCAACGACAAGAUUAGAGUCACUAUUGCCGAGUACGGUCUCUACCUCCUCAGCCUCGAGAGUGCUGAUCGUAACGGCAAGUUCUCUGCAGUCAACCUCAACUACGGUCACGAAUUGUCCAAGUAUGUUGAUGACACCUUUUACCUAUGUUGUGUAGCAGGCAGAUAUGCUAAUAGAAUUGCCAAUGGUCGUAUGACGAUCGAUGGUAAGGAGUAUCAGUUGACCACCAAUAACGGUCCUCAUUGCCUUCAUGGUGGCACCGAUGGUUUCAACAAGAAAAUUUGGAAACAUACGGAUUCCUACCGCGAUGAAAAGUCUGCGUCUGCAACCUUUACGGUUCGAUCUGAGGACGGCGACCAAGGUUUCCCUGGCAACUUGGAUGUUACUGUCGUUUUCACCAUCACUGGCAACAAGUUCACCAUGGAGUAUUAUGCCACCACUGACGCUCCCACCGUCGUCAAUCUCAAUCACCACACCUACUUCAACUUGGACAACGACCAUUCGCAGACUAUAUGCAAGCACGAGUUGUGUUUGCCUAACGCUGAGAAGUUCGUGAAGGUUGAGAACGGCGGCAUCCCCAUUGAGGGCCCCCCAGCUGAUGUCAAAGGUACUCCUUUUGAUUUCUUAACUCCGAAACUUAUUGGUGAUGCUCUCUCCCAAACCGAUGAACAGUUGACUGCAAUGAACGGUCUUGAUCACAACUAUGUUCUCUCUGGCAAGCCCGGCGAGUUGAGGAAGUUGGGCAGUCUAUAUUGCGCAGCCUCUGGUCGCCGUGUGGACAUCAGCACUACCCAACCUGGUGUUCAAGCAUACACUGGCAAUUUCUUGACCAAGAAGAACAAUGCUAUUGCCCUUGAGUCUCAGCAUUAUCCCAACUCGCCAAACCGUGCUGACUUCCCUUCAACUCUUCUUAGGCCCGGAGAGAAAUACUACUCGAAGACCGAGUAUGUCUUCAGUGUGGUCGCGUGA
Perkinsus marinus ATCC 50983 is the source of this 1035-nucleotide messenger RNA. Its product is annotated as Aldose 1-epimerase, putative. The coding region runs from base 1 to 1035 and encodes 344 amino acids. Gene Ontology annotation, biological process: glucose metabolic process; beta-D-galactose catabolic process via UDP-galactose, Leloir pathway. Gene Ontology annotation, molecular function: carbohydrate binding; aldose 1-epimerase activity. Gene Ontology annotation, cellular component: cytoplasm. The transcript has 4 exons. Lineage: Eukaryota; Perkinsozoa; Perkinsida; Perkinsidae. The record is from RefSeq and is a predicted model, not a curated record.